UUGCCAGACAUAAUUUUAAAUCGAAAUCAUCUGAUCAUAGACAGCUGACAAUAGGAGUGAAAUGACUCAAAGGCAGCAGUCUACUUUAGGCGCAUUAAAAGGACAGUGAGCAGUGACACAAUCAGUGACGUGAGAUCUUUUUUACUUAAGUUUUGUAAAUGGGCAGUGUUCAUUUUAGAGAUGUUAACUGUGCAGCUGCCGCUCAUAGUUACUUGUAUUAUGACGUGUGUGUGUAUAUAAUGUGGUGCACUGAUUUGCUUAUAGAGGUUUUUUGUUUUUUUUUAUAAAUGAAAUUGUGAUUUCUCAUAAAGCUAAAUGGGUGCAGUGUGUUUUCUUUUUUCCUUUUUUUUAGCUGAAUAACACUCAUAAUCCAAAACGGUCAUAAGUUUUCAACAAACCAAGGCCAAAAUUCUGCAAAAAUAAGAGCUUUAUCCUAGCCACCAAAGUUAGUUUGAUCUUAUGCAGUAUAAAUGUUAAGGUAACAAUUUAACUAGGCAUUUUUCAUAUUGCAACAGUAUUCAAAUUUGUCAGGUUUAGAUUUUACAGGGUCUUUUUCGUGUAUUGAAGAUUUUAGCUUGAAGCCAGUUAUUCAUAAGCCAUUCAUAAUUCACAAGUAUUGCACUCUGUUAGCAGUUAUGAAUCAUCCAUUUGAGGUGUUGAAAUUGUGAUGUGAGGAAGUUUUUUAAAUUAAGUUUUCUAGCAUCCACUUCAAAGCACAGGCACAUGUUAAUGGUAUGGUUGUAGUUCUUUUACACAUUGCUCUUAAUGUCAUUUCUCCCCGAGCCGGUGUCUGCUUGGGGCGGCUGUCUUUUAACAGCAACAGUUUCACUGUGUUGUAGAUGAGAGAGAGAAAUAAACAACCUCUCCACGGAUAUGUGACCUAGUGCGACUUCAGGUUCAAAAUGUGGACAAACCUCUUUACCGGGGGACAUUUCACUGCUUCCAAUCAAUCGUACGGCAGGAGUCGAUGUUGGGUCUGUACAAAGGCAUCGGUUCUCCAAUGAUGGGGCUGACCUUCAUCAAUGCCAUAGUCUUUGGUGUCCAAGGCAACGCCAUGCGGGCACUUGGCCGUGACACGCCUCUCAACCAGUUCCUGGCUGGAGCCUCUGCUGGAACCAUCCAGUGUGUCAUUUGCUGCCCAAUGGAACUGGCCAAGACGCGUAUGCAGAUGCAAGGGACUGGAGAAAAGAAAUCCAAGAGGAAGCUGUACAAAAACUCGCUGGAUUGUCUGGUGAGAAUCUACAGGAAAGAGGGAUUCAAAGGCAUCAACCGUGGCAUGGUGACCACCCUGGUGCGCGAGACACCUGGCUUUGGCGUGUAUUUCCUGGCAUACGACACAUUUACACGUUCGCUGGGCUGCGAGCCAGAUGAUCCCUACAUGAUCCCAAAGCUUUUGGUCGCAGGUGGAAUGUCUGGCAUCGCCUCCUGGCUCUCCACGUACCCCGUGGAUGUGAUCAAGUCGCGUCUGCAAGCAGACGGAGUGGGUGGCGUUAACAAGUAUAACGGCAUCAUGGACUGCAUCAGGCAGAGUUUAAAGAAGGAGGGCUGGAGAGUUUUCACCCGUGGUCUGACGUCCACUUUGCUGCGUGCUUUUCCAGUGAACGCCACUACAUUUGCCACUGUGACUUUGUUUUUAAUGUACAUGCGAGAAGGAGAAGAAUGCCCCAUUCAAAACUCUGAGCCACAGUCUGUCCAGCUGCAGUCUCUGCAGCAACAGGCACAGCCAACCAGCAUGUGAGCUGCACGGCAGCAAGCGUUUAGAGUUAACAGCAAAUCCACAUUAGCAGCCGGUAGGCAACUGUUUCAUGCUGGCCUGUGAUCCGUAACCUAAUAAUUACAAAAGACUGAUUGUAAGUAAGCAUUCGUCCAUGUAGUUUUGGCCAAGUGGCCAAGACGGGCAUUUAGAGAAUAACUAACUAUAUUUCAAAAUAAAAGCUGCACCUGUACAUACGGUUUCUUUUUAACAAUGCAUGCUUUUCUACAACUGUUGGAUUUUAAUUUAGGAAACAUUACCUUUUUUUUCUUUUUUUUUUUGUACAUUAUACUGAGAUGGUUACAGUUGUCCUAAAAAUUGAGUCAAACAAAUGCUUUGUCUUUGGUGCUGCGUUAAGGCCAUAAUGAAUAAUUUGUGUUAAUGGCUAUUGUACAGGAGCCUGGACAGCUGCACCCAUUCACUUUAUGAACGAUGUCAGAACAUGUAUACCAGUACAGAAUGUACCGAGGCUGCGGCACUGGGGCCGGCUUAACGCAAUGAGUCAUACAGGAGAGUCCAAGGGCUACUAUUAAUAAUUUAUUUAUACUUGUUCACCAAUCCAGUUCACUUCCAUUUGACUUUUGCAUUUCAGGAACGUGUAAUAACUUACAAAUAGAAAGAGAGCCUUUUACACCAAGAUUUUUCAAGUUUGACUUGUAUGGGCAUUUCCUUUGGGGGGGUGGGGAGGCACAAUUUCAUGUCAAUUGUGGCUGCUGUUUAAAAUUUUAAUUGUAAGUUUAACAGCUGUCUUUCUACUGCAAUAUACAGUUACAGGCCAAGAUGUUGCAUUAUUGCAUAAAUGUAAUUUGGAUGAAGCCGAAUGCAAAAUCUUGUAAUUUAUUUUAUAGUGGAUAAUUGUUUAACACUAGCCAAAUUUGAGGCUGCGUAAGAUCAGACGUCAUGGCGUCUAAAGAAAGCACCUUAUGGGUUUAUUAACCACGUGUACUGUAUGGCUGACAGUGGAAUUCUUUACAAUCAAUAUAUUUUGUAUUUUCAUCUCUUGAAUUUGUUUGUUACAAUGCUGAGCAAAACAAUCUGCUUGUUAAUGAGAUUUUUGUAAAAAUCCAGAAUGUGGAUUUUUCAACUCAUUCCUAGUUGCAUGUGGUUUGUCUGGUUCCACAUCGUCCACUAGGGGGCAGCAUCAGACCAGUUCUGAUCACUAUUUGCACCAACUAGAAGCAGAGACUAAUUCAGUCUUCCUUUUUUUUUUUUUUUUAAUUUAAUGCAGCUCAAAGCUGUGCAUCAUAGGGUCAGAGAAGGUUAUAGUUGCUAUGACUUAAACACAGAGCUGUAACUUUUGCAGCUUUGUGUUUUGAAAGAGGUCAUUAAAGCUGCUGGAAAAAGUAAUGUUUGAGAGGGACGCUAAUAUACGGUGCAUUUUUAGACAGAAUGAAAUUAACUUCAGAAAACAAAACGUGCAUUUCUCAUGCAAAUGAAAAUCUGGAGUUACAAGUAAAAAUGCAAGUAAAAAUUCUGAAGCUAUUUUCCCUGUAUGUAGAUUGUGCACAUUUCAGGUAAAGAUUAACCUGGGUAGAGUUUUAAAAUAUUUGGAAGUUUUCCAAAGACAAAGAUGUAUAUACUGUGAAUUUGCUGUCUUUCAUAAGAAUUUCUGUGGCUUUAGGUUUUUGUUUUUAAAUGUUGCCUUUAUUUUAUUUUUUUCCUCCUGAGACUUUUCUGAAUUGUCUUGACUAGAUACAUAAUUCCUGACAUCUUUGUAAAAAGGGCUGCUUUAUGUAAAUGUUGCUUUGUGAUGUGUUUGAUGCCUUGCACCAGAUGAGCACAUUCAUGUUUAGUUUGUCUGGAGAUUGUUCAAAUAAGACACUUAUUUUUGAAGAGACUGUUCUUUGUGAAAGUGUUAAUAAAUGUUGGGCUUUUUGAAUUUUAAAAGCUGAAUGUAAA
This is a messenger RNA of Cololabis saira (Pacific saury), 3652 nucleotides long. It is a transcript of the gene slc25a29l, whose product is annotated as mitochondrial basic amino acids transporter. The record is from RefSeq and is a predicted model, not a curated record. Lineage: Eukaryota; Metazoa; Chordata; Actinopteri; Beloniformes; Belonidae. Gene Ontology annotation, molecular function: high-affinity L-arginine transmembrane transporter activity. The coding region runs from base 968 to 1738 and encodes 256 amino acids. Gene Ontology annotation, cellular component: mitochondrion. The transcript is spliced from 3 exons. Gene Ontology annotation, biological process: mitochondrial L-ornithine transmembrane transport.